GCGCCGUUUACGUUCGGGGGAGGGUCGGCUCGUGCCCGUAGCGUAGUGGCUAGCCCUAAGAAGGCGCUGAGUGCUGCUGCUGCUGCCACGGCUGUGAGCUAUUAACUUAUUGUUUUUCUUGUGCACUGCGUAAAGUCUGUCGUUGUGCUAAAGUAUGAACAGAGGCACUUUUACGGGAGGACGGGGGAAGAAACCAGCGGUUCCCGAUAAAGUCGACAUGUCAUUAGACGACAUCAUUCGGUUGAACAAAAAAGAGCAACAGUUAAAACGGAGACAGGCCAGUGUGAACCGUCGACCAGUCAAGAAGAAGAAAGGCCGUUUAGCCCAAGCAAAGGGAGUUGCUCCAAGGACUGCUGGAGCGGUCCAGAGAGGAGGUAUCGUAUCCCGGGGCGGAGUACCUAAAUUACGAAACAGAAGAGUUCCCCCACCACCGGUCCGACGAAGGGGGCAAGGGGUCAUCACAGGGCUGGCGGCCCGAAGGCCAGCCGCCCUGCUGAAGCGAGUCGGCACAUUUAACAGAGCAGCAGCCAACCAGAAAACAAGACAAAAAAAAAAGCCCUUCAUUCAGCGCUCUGAAGCCCAGUACAGGAAGCCAGAGGUACAGAGGAGGCCGUACAGGCAGCCCGAUCCACAGAGAGGCCAGAAUGUAACAUCUGUCAGGAGACCUUUUCAGCUGCAAAGAAGACCACUGCCACCUGUCCAGCAGACUCAGAGGGAAGCACGUCAGGCCACGUUUCUUUUUCGCAGAGGGAUCAAGGUGCAGGCCCAGGUGCAAAAGCCAAAUCCUCGCACUCCUCCAGUCAGAACUCGACAGUGGCGCACGUCAACAACCAGCAGCGGAAUCUUGACUGUUUCAAUUGACAACCCCACAGCGCUGACUCAGCCUGAGCCUCCCUCUGCUUGGACUCUUCAUCCCCCAGCUGUCACCUCGGCGCCUGUUAAGGUGGAAACGGUGGAGAAGAAAAUCCCAAAAGGAGUGCCUCUUCAGUUUGACAUCAACAGCGUUGGGAAACCGCAAACAUCGAUGACCUUGAACGAGCGAUUCCGCAUCCUCAAGGAUCGACGCACUGCCACAGCACAAAGCACAAAAGGCAGCCGGUUUGUGACUGUGGGUUAGCCGGCAAGAGGACGCUGGCACGUGCAGCUUAGAAGCCCCUUUAUCCUGCUCAGACCCACACAGUGAACCCCACCUUCCUGAUGGAUGGGAUGUGCUAACCCGCUGACUCACUUUUCCAAUGGGAGGGAGGGCAGGCGUGGGACACGCAAGUGCAACAAGCACAAGAGCUCCACUGAGAGCCCAUGUGCACGAGUGUCAAUGGAAGAGUUUAUUUAAAAUGAGUUCCCAUUCAUCGUCCAUAUCAUUGUACUCCACUGUUUGUAUUGUGGAUGUCCUAUGCUGGGAAGGGAAGAGCUUUUGUCUUCUUUGGACUUGGAAUGGUUUACACUAUUAUGGAGACUGCUUGGAGAGGUAUCUUUUCAGAGAAGACAGUUAUGUAUUUGCUAGGGUGGCCCGUAUGUUCUCAAUGCCCUUUUUUGACAUUUUUGAGAAUUGUUUUGUAAAGUUUCUUCAAAUAAACAAAUUUCUCUUUAGA
Acanthopagrus latus (yellowfin seabream) is the source of this 1592-nucleotide messenger RNA. RefSeq names its product UAP56-interacting factor-like. Gene Ontology annotation, biological process: mRNA export from nucleus. The transcript has 9 exons. Gene Ontology annotation, molecular function: mRNA binding. The record is from RefSeq and is a predicted model, not a curated record. NCBI's taxonomy places the organism in Eukaryota, Metazoa, Chordata, Actinopteri, Spariformes, Sparidae. The coding region runs from base 155 to 1117 and encodes 320 amino acids.